Molecule: messenger RNA, 477 nt
Organism: Lactuca saligna
Lineage: Eukaryota; Viridiplantae; Streptophyta; Magnoliopsida; Asterales; Asteraceae
Source: the annotation of a GenBank genome assembly
AUGCCUAUGGCUUCACGUCAUUCAACCUUGUUAGGUGGUCAUCCAUAUGCUGGAACUCAUUGUGGUGGUCAAUAUACUUUUGUGUAUGGUUCAGCUGCACUCAACAGUGCUUUACAGGUUACAUCUACAAUUAGAAAAGGAUCCGGACCUUCCAUGUGUCAACCAUGCAAAACUCACCAAAAUUCACAUCUAGGGACUACCCUUCAGCUACCCAUUGUUAUUGGUCAUCAACAUCAGAUCAUUGCAAUUAUUUGUGCUUUCCAUUUUCUUUAUAUGCAUAAUUUCAUGGGUAGUUUUAUUUUUCCAAUUCUGAAAGAGAAAAAACUCUACCCUUUUAGCCAGGAGGUUACUGAUGACAAAGCACCACAAUCUGAAAGAGGCAUCAAGUCACGUGCAAUUCUUGGUAGACAGGUCAAAGGAAUUGUCACAGAGCAGAUUCAUGAUGGUCAGCAGUCCAUGGCUGAUGAAAGUGAAUAG